Messenger RNA from Osmia lignaria (orchard mason bee), 2571 nucleotides. Lineage: Eukaryota; Metazoa; Arthropoda; Insecta; Hymenoptera; Megachilidae. The record is from RefSeq and is a predicted model, not a curated record.
AUGCACCGAUUGCACAACCUGAAGCCUAUGAAGACCAGGAGGGCGGCGUCGUUGACCAAGAUGGUCAGCAUCGUCCAAGAGACGCAGCAGGCGCUGAAAUCAUUCAAGCUCGCCGAUGACCACAAUUGCUAUCUGCUGAAUGGUCUAGUACGCCUUCUGGAUACAGAUACACGCGAGCAUUGGGAGCAAUCACUCGCAUCGCAGAAGGAGUACCCCACGCUGCCACAAAUGACAACGUUCCUGCUCGAACGCGCUGAGUCAUUAGUAAAUCAGCUUAGACUCAGACGACAAGGCUCCUCAUUGGAUGUCCACAGAGUUGGUGGAGCAAGGACCUCGCAGACCAAUGGAGUGGUCAAUAUUACCCUCCAUUCAAACUACAGACCACUCUCAAUCACCGUUCACGCGCACGUGCUUGCGAAGGUGACCACUUGCUUACCAUCGGACCCACCAGCUCGUACAACGCUGCCAUCGCAUCUGGAGAAAUUGAAUCUAGCAGAUCCUCAAUUUCUCGUAUCCAGACCGGUGGACAUCAUUCUCGGAGCCGACGCAUACGGGCAAGUCAUCAAGCCAAACAUUAUUCGGCACGCUUCAACACCGCUGAUCGCUCAACUGUCAAUCUUCGGUUGGCUCAUAAUCGGGCCCCUCGAGGGCUCUCAGACAGUUCGCAGGACUUCUCAUCAGGGAGAGCCACCGCAGCACACGGCACCCUUGCUCACACCAGAUGAGCAAGAGGGCGAAGAUCAUUUCAAGACCAAGCAUUCAAGGGACUCUGCAGGAAGAUACAUCGUGCGAUUGCCGUUCAAACUCCAUCCUCGAACACUCGGCAACUCGUAUCAGACGGCGCACAACUGUCUUCAGCGGAUCGUCAGACGACUCAGCAAGGACGUCCAGUACAAUCAGCUGUACACCAAGUUCAUGCUCGAGUAUGAGCAACUUGGCCAUAUGGUAAGACUGAACAACGACUCAAUAACUAGUCCGUUUCAGUACUUUCUUCCGCAUCAUGGCGUUCUGAAGUUGGGCAGCACGACCACCGCAUUGCGUGUGGUGUUCAACGGCUCCAGUCCAACUUCAUCUGGAUUCUCACUGAAUGAUCUUCUUCACACGGGACCUAAUCUGAUGCUGAACAUCACAGAUCUACUCAUCUGGAUACGCAGAUACAAAUAUCUGUUUGCAACUGACGUCACGAAGAUGUACCGAAAAAUCAAGGUGCAUCCGGAUGAUUGGAGCUUGCAGCAGAUACUCUGGCUUGAUGACAAGCAGAAGGAAACGCAGUACCAGCUGACCACGGUCACGUACGGGACGAAAGCUGCACCUUACUUGGCUGUCCGAACACACCUGCAACUCGCUGAGGAUGAGGGGUCGAAAUACCCCCUCGCUGUUGAGCCCAUCAGAAACGGCAGGUAUGUAGAUGAUAUUUUUGGUGGUGCAGAUACAGCAGAGCAUCUACAAGACGUUGCAAAUCAGCUGACGCAACUCUCUCAAGCUGGUGGAUUUCCAUUGGCAAAAUGGCAUUCCACGAGCAAAUCGUUGCUAGAAGACCUCGCACCAGAACCGAACAACGCAGACACGUUCAACGUCUCGACCAUAUCAGCUACUCAACGCACGCAGUUCACGAAACGCCUCGUCCUCUCAGAAGUAGCACAACUCUUUGAUCCACUCGGUUUUGUUGCACCUAUAAUUAUCAGAGCUAAACUUCUUAUUCAAGAGCUUUGGUUACAGGAACUCAGUUGGGACGACAUCCUGCCGCUUCAUAUCACUCAACAAUGGUUACGCAUCAGGGAAGAUCUAACUAGCUUGGCCAAGCUUUCCAUCCCACGAUGGUUCAACACCACGACCACGUCGACAGUUGAACUUCAUGGCUUCGCUAAUGCAUCAGUCCUCGCAAUGGCAGCUGUCGUCUACCUCGUUGUACACGCACCGUCCACGGGUACCCAAGUUUUGCUUAUCUGCUCGAAAACGCGAGUGACACCAUUCAAACGUCUGACCAUCCCGAGGUUGGAACUCACAGUAGCGCUGCUACUUUCAAAACUGAUGCGGCAUGUUCACGCUACUUUGAACAUGACCGUCACUCAGACAUUUUUGUGGACGGACUCAGAAGUCACGCUUGCAUGGAUCAAGACGCACCCCUCCAAAUGGAAGGAUUACGUUCGCAACAGGGUAAUCCAGAUCCAGGGGAUUACGCAGAACUUUCACUGGAGGCAUGUACCAGGAUCAUCGAAUCCAGCUGACUGCGCGUCAAGAGGCAUGGCGACGGACCAGUUACAGCAGCACUCGCUUUGGUGGACGGGACCACCGUGGAUCACGCAAUCUCAGGACGCGUGGCCCAAGCAGACCAGUGUCGACGCAGACGAUUUGGGCGCCCCUGAAGCUCGUGCUGUCGUCUCACUCCACACGGCAAACGCAGUUAAAGAAUAUUCAUGGGAAUUAAUCUAUAAAUAUUCUUGUAUUAACAGAUUACUCAGAAUCACCGCUCGUUGCCUCAAAUUCGUGGACAAGCUGUUUAAACGACAGGACGCUACGCCCACGCACUUCAUCUCUGCAGCUGAUAUGGAAGGGGCCAGAAUCUACUAG